UAAAAAUUUCAAUUCAAGUUUGCGUACGGUUGAGUUGAAGUUAUUUGUUUACGAGUGUAGUGUAGAAAUGUAAUAAAUGUGUACAAUUUGAUAGUUUUGUAACUGCUAGUUAUCAGAAUAAAAUAUUAAUACAAAAUGAGUACGGACGGCUCGGAUUCGGGAUACAAUAUAGCAUUGUCUCUCGUCGCUCAAUUUGAUGAUAUAAAUCGUUUGAAUGGAGUUCUAAACGACGGAGCUGCGGAAGAAUGUUUCCUAGCGUUUGCAAAGCAGAUGGAAUGGGUUCGUUCCCAAUGGGCCUCGGCACAAGCAGAGGCGGUGCGGCUCCAGACGGAACUGGAUGAGGCUCUCCGCAAACUGGAGAAGUGGGAGGCUAAGUUCACGCACGUCCGGAAACUUCUGGAUGGUGAGAAGAGGGAGAGGAAUAUUGUACUGAAGAAGUAUAGCGAAUUGAGCAAGCUGUUAGAAAUGGCCCGAGACCUGUUGUUCAAUGACAAUCGGGCCAAGCUGAAUGAUGAGACCCUGCAGAAGCUGGCCUUCCUGAACGGGACAGCACAGCAAGACCACAACGCCAAACUUUCUGGCGUGCCAGAGUUGAACUCUACUGGUACCCUCUUAUCGGAGAUGUCCUACUCCCGCUCUGAAGACGACCUGGACAUCUCCAUAGCGUCGACGCGCCGCUCGUGGGUGCAACGGGGAGGGUGGACUGCGAGAGACAACCCUCCAGCUUCGAAGAAGAGACGAUCUUCUACAUCCUCUGCUACUAAGACGGUAGAAAUACAAGGCGGGAAGGUUCUAGCAACCGCCACAACGACAUUGACGCUGGAACGCGCUCCGACCAACCACGAUUUGAAACCUCCGCAGAAUUUCCAACCAAUAUCGGAGAGCAGCGAUGAAGCUCCACCUUCGAAGUCCCCCCACCGCGUGUCGGGCAAGCACAGUGUUCAAUUGCACCAGGAAAUGAGGACUCCGUGCACACCUAGCGCUCCGCCACGCACUGACACUGACAGUGUCUCCGAGACCCCCCGGUGCGCGCCGCAGCGCACCCCCAGCGUGGUGUCCGCACAAUAUGGCGGCUCGCCCAGAACAAGGCCGAGGGCGCACAAUUUCGUCUCCAAAAACUUCUACAAGAGGGAGAAAUGUGGCCCGUGUGGGAAAACCAUCGGGUUCGGCAAGGCCGGCGUGAAGUGCGAGAGCUGCCGCGCGCAGACGCACGCCGAGUGCCGCGCGCUGCUGCCGCUGCCGUGCGUGCCGCCCGGGCCCGCGCCGCCGCACGCCGCCGCCGCGCAACUCGGCAGCAUAGCGGAUUACGCGCCCCGAUCUCCGCCCAUGGUACCGGCUUUGUUGGUGCAUUGUAUCAACGAGGUGGAGAAGAGGGGACUUACUGAAAAGGGUAUAUACCGCAUUAGUGGCGUUGAAAAGGACGUCAAGCGACUGAAGGAACGCUUUCUGCGCGGCUGUGGCUCACCUCAACUCGCGAACGAAGACAUCCACGUGAUCUGCGGCUGCAUCAAAGACUUCCUCCGCUCCCUCAAAGAGCCGUUGGUCUCCAACAGUCUCUGGGGAGACUUCAUGAAUGUGGCGAAGUUGUCUGAGCCGAGUGACGCCACGGCGGCCGUGGUGCAAGCUGUGACGCAGUUGCCACAACCUAACAGAGACACCCUGGCAUUCCUCGUCUUACAUCUGCAGAAAGUGGCCGAGAGUGCUGAAUGUGAGAUGGGCGUUGAGAAUCUGGCGACGGUGUUCGGCCCCACCGUGGUGGGGUACGGGCUGAUGACGCAGGCCGCCGAGAUGUACACGGCGACUGCGCAGAUGUUCAAUGUAAUGCAGUUACUAUUGCGUCUUCCAUCUGAUUACUGGGCACAGUGGGCGUGCCCCGCUAUGGAGUCGCCGCUGCAGCAGACCUUCACCAAACCCAGGGGGUUCUUCUUCUCCCCGGCAGACACUGGAGUGUCGAGGAAAAAGAGAAAUUAUUUCCAAUAGCACUGACCUUCAAAUACCAAUAUUAUAAGAACUUUUGAUAUUAAUUUAGCUAUAAUUGUAUUUAGGAUUUCCUUCAACUUAAUUUGCUUAAUUAUUUUGUUGUAUGCAUAUCAUUGUAUAUAACUGUAUUGCUUUAUGCUUAAUGUCGUUAGGUUUAUUUAUAUAUCUGUAUGAGAAUUUCACUUGACAUAAUAUUUUUUUUUUACAAUACCUGAUCGAAUUUUAUCCGAUUUAGUUUUACAAAUAUGUAAAUCUGACGUUACGUAGACAUUUAUAACUAAACAUUACUUUAAAACAAGAGAUUACAUUUUGUUGAUUCAAAGUUGUAAGAAAUUUAUAAAUGCACAAAUAAUUUCUUAGGUAAAACAUCCCAACUAAUUAUAUAAAUGCGAAAUUAAGUUUAUUUGUUUGUUUGUUGUCUCCUCACGUGUUAUCAUCUACUAAACCAUUCUUCUUCGUUCGUCGCAAUUUUUUGUAUAUAUAAAAUGGAAGAGUCUGGGAGAGGGACAUAGGGUACUUUUCCUAGGCCUCUGUGGCGCAGCGGUAGUACGCUUGUCUGUGACAUCGGAGGUCCCGGGUUCGAAUCCCGGCCAGGGCCUGAUGGGAAAAGAACUUUUUCUGAUUGGCCUGGGCCUUGGAUGUUUAUCUACAUAUAUAACUAUUUAUUAUAAAAUAUAGUAUCGUUGAGUUAGUAUUUCGUAUAUAUUUUGUAUAUAUUUAUUUUCAUCCCGGUAAAAAAUAUAGUUCUCGUGGGAUUUGCGAAAAUCCUGUAUUCUCUUGUACGUGGCGCUUAAUACGCGAGGGCAAAACUACGCGUAAAAGUUAGUUUUAAUAUUAGUUAUUUAAUUUUUCUCGAUAAAAUGUGGGGAAGAGUAAAAGCAAAUCCCACAAAAACAUUUCAUGUUAAAUGUUGCCAAUCGUAUUGGCGGGCACUACCGUGCCCCCAGAUUUCCAAUUUAUCUGACACAUAUUCAGUUUAUGUAUUAAAUUAAUGUAAAGUUAAAAGCGUAAAUUUUCGUUAUUAUACAUAAAAUUAUCAAUAAAAUAGGAUAUGUUUAUUUAAAUUAUCUGUGUUUUAUAUUAUUUACUGGAUCUGCUCUUUAUGUUUCUUUAUAUAAAUUUAGCUGAUAAUACCUAUAGUUUGUAAGGUUUGUACUUAAUUAUGUUAAGACUGUUAACCAUCUGAUUACACUUGUAUCAUUUUAGAAGUUAAGGUUAUGUUUAUAACUGCAUCGUGAUAAGGAAAAUGACAAUAGUUAAAAUAAUACACUUAAUACCUAGCCUUAUCCAGCACAGAUAAUUGUCGUGGAACAAGAUGAAAGAAACUUAUUUCCUUAGUUGCGUCUUAAGUUAUCCACUGUGUCAUAAUGAGAGGUGGACUGUUUUUUUCUUUAAUUCCUGGGAUCACACUAAAGUACUUAUAUGACAUUAUAGUUAUUAAUUUCAAACCAUUUUUUUUUUCACUUUUAUUUGCAACAAAAUACAGACAUGCAGAAAUAUUACAUUAAUAAUUUUUUUUUUUCUUAAGUUCUUUAUAUAUAUGUACAUGACCAGUGAUUUAUUUGCCUUUGUUUAACGUUAAUUCAAUACAAUAAAAUCUUCAAUGUAAAUAAAACUAUUUGUUCAUAAUAAGCAGUUGUUAUAUAUUUUUGAUUACUGAUAGUAAAGUUAUAACAACUACCAAGGAUUAUAAUAAAAUAUUUAUUUUUUUUGCAUUGUAACAAUUAAGUCACUAUAGUUAUAAAACCACUGUAUUUCAGAAUUUUGCAAAGAUAAAGGCAAAAUUAUGUUGAAUACUAGUCACAAGGACUAGCCUGUAGAUUUAUAUUCUUUCAAGAAAAUUCACUGUUUGUAAUAUUUGACUUUAUUAAAUGAAA
This is a messenger RNA of Amyelois transitella, 3857 nucleotides long. RefSeq names its product rac GTPase-activating protein 1. Gene Ontology annotation, biological process: signal transduction. Bases 136 to 1980 code for a protein of 614 amino acids. The record is from RefSeq and is a predicted model, not a curated record. The transcript is spliced from 13 exons. NCBI's taxonomy places the organism in Eukaryota, Metazoa, Arthropoda, Insecta, Lepidoptera, Pyralidae.